Messenger RNA from Musa acuminata AAA Group (dessert banana), 1166 nucleotides. RefSeq names its product protein rough sheath 2-like. The coding region runs from base 1 to 999 and encodes 332 amino acids. The transcript has a single exon. The record is from RefSeq and is a predicted model, not a curated record. NCBI's taxonomy places the organism in Eukaryota, Viridiplantae, Streptophyta, Magnoliopsida, Zingiberales, Musaceae.
AUGAAGGAGAGGCAGCGGUGGAGGUCUGAGGAGGACGCCGUCUUGUGUGCGUACGUGAAGCAGAAUGGGCCGCGGGAGUGGCACCUGGUGUCCCAGCGCAUGAACGUGCCCCUGCUCAGGGACGCCAAAUCUUGCUUGGAGAGGUGGAAGAAUUACCUCAGGCCGGGAGUUAAGAAGGGGCCGCUCACCGAGGAGGAGCAGCGCCUCGUGAUCGGGCUACAGGCCAAGUACGGCAACAAGUGGAAGAAGAUCGCCGCUGAGGUCCCAGGCCGCACCGCCAAAAGGCUCGGCAAGUGGUGGGAGGUCUUCAAGGAGAAGCAGCAGAGGGUGGUGCAGCGAGAGAUUAGCAAGUCCGUGGUAAGCUCCACCGAUCCGGGUAAGUACGACCGCAUCCUCGAGAGCUUCGCGGAAAAGCUAGUGAAAGAGCAGCUGAUGGCUGCGCCAUUACUUCCCCCAUGGCUUUCUUCCAACACCAACGGCGCCCACCGACCGCCGCCAUCUCCCUCCGUGGCUCUUACUCUCUCGCCUUCCGCUGCGCCCCCUGCCCGCAUGCCCUGGACGCAAGCAGAGCGAGCCGUGGAGAGCGGUCCGGGUUUUGUACCUGGGUUCGCCGUGGUGGAUGGCCGCGUCGUUGCCGACCUGGUCGAGUGCUGCAAAGAACUGGAGGAAGGGCAUCGGGCGUGGGCGGCGCACAAGAAAGAAGCGGCCUGGAGGCUGAAGAGGGUCGAGCUGCAGCUGGAGGCGGAGAAAGCCUGCAAGAGGAGGGAGAUGAUGGAGGAGAUCGAGGCCAAGAUCAGGGCGCUCAGGGAGGAGCAGCAGGCGGCGCUAGAACGAAUCGAAGCGGAGUACAGGGAGCAGAUUGCCGGACUGAGGAGGGAGGCGGAAACGAAGGAGCACAAGUUGACAGAGCAAUGGGCGACGAAGCAUAUAAGCCUGAGCAAGUUUCUGGAGCAGUUCGGGUGUCGCCAGUGGCCGUCGGUGGAGAUGAACGAGCGCUGAGGGCAGUAGGGGUUGGGGCUGCUCUGUUUCUGCAUCAGUGUCGCUGCGUUACCAUCCAACGUCUGUAGCUUUUUUCCUCAGAUUUCCUUGUUCUUGAAUCGUAGCAGUCAGUGAAUCGUGUAGAGUCACUCUGUUUGAUGUCUAUUAUAAUUUUCAUUUAUCGAGCA